Messenger RNA from Closterium sp. Naga37s-1, 2799 nucleotides. Lineage: Eukaryota; Viridiplantae; Streptophyta; Zygnematophyceae; Desmidiales; Closteriaceae. The record is from the annotation of a GenBank genome assembly.
AUGAUUGAUGGGCGGGGGACAGGAAGGGAACGGGUGGGGGAGAUGAGAAGGACAGAAGGGGAAAGACAAGGGGGAGAGGGGGAAGGACAGAAGGGGAGAGACAGAGAGGGGAGGAACAGGGGGGAGGACAGAGGGGGAGAGACAGAGACGGGAGGAACAGGGGGGAGGACAGAGGGGGAGAGACAGAGGGGCAAGGACAAAUGUGGAGGGACAGAGGGGGAAGGACAACCCUCCCUCCUCCCUGCUUCCCCCCUCCAUCCCCCCUGCUUCCCCCAUCCCUUUCCCUGCUUCCCCCCAUCCCCUUCCCUGCUUCCCCCCAUCCCCUUCUCUGCUUCCCCCCAUCCCCUUCCCUGCUUCCCCCCAUCCCCUUCACUGCUUCCCCCCAUCGUCUACCCUGCGUCCCUCCAUCCCCUGCCCUGCUUCCCCCAUCCCCUGCCCUGCUUCCCCCCAUCCCCUGCCCUGCUUCCGCCCACCCCCUACCCUGCUUCCCCCCAUCCCCUUACCAGCUUCCCCCCAUCCCCUUCCCUGCUUCCCCCCAUCCCCUUCCCUGCUUCCCCCCAUCCCCUGCCCUGCUUCCCCUCAUCCCCUUCCCUGCUUCCCCCCAUCCCCUAUCGCUGGCAGUUCCCCCCGUCGCUCGUAUUCCCCAUGCUCGACACCCUCGCUCGUUGGGAAAAUGCCUGUCGCAAGUGCGGGCCCUGCGCGUCGCCCAGCCUUUCUCAUUCUGCCGCCAUCUCUCAUUCCUUCGCACCUUCCCUCAUUCCUUCCCAACCACAUAUAAUUCCUUCAGGGAUUCUCACCCUCUCUCUUUCCUUCCCACCCUCUCAUUCCUUCCCACCUUCUCACAUUCCUUCCCACCCUCACGAACCCAUUCCUCUCUCUCCCUUCUCCCGCACUCUCUCUCUCUCCUUGCACCCGCACUCUCACUCUCCUUCCUCCCACACUCCCUCUCUCAGGGAGAUAGGGGAGAUAGGAAAGAGGGGGGAGAGGAAAGCAGGGGUGAGAGGGAAAGAAGGAAGUACCGUAAGAAGAGGGAGGAUAGGGGAAGGAGGGGACGCAAGGGGGGAAAGGAGGGGACGCAAGGGGGGAAAGGAGGGGACGCAAGGGGGAAAAGGAGGGGACGCAAGGGGGAAAAGGAGGGGACGCAAGGGGGAAAAGAAGGGGACGCAACGGGGAAAAGGAGGGGACGCAAGGGGGAAAAGGAGGGGACGCAAGGGGGAAAAGGAGGGGACGCAAGGGGGAAAAGGAGGGGACGCAAGGGGGAAAAGGAGGGGACGCAAGGGGGAAAAGGAGGGGACGCAAGGGGGAAAAGGAGGGGACGCAAGGGGGAAAAGGAGGGGACGCAAGGGGGAAAAGGAGGGGACGCAAGGGGGAGAAGGAGGGGACGCAAGGGGGAAAAGGAGGGGACGCAAGGGGGAAAAGGAGGGGACGCAAGGGGGAAAAGGAGGGGACGCAAGGGGGAAAAGGAGGGGACGCAAGGGGGAAAAGGAGGGGACUCAAGGGGGAAAAGGAGGGGACGCAAGGGGGAAAAGGAGGGGACGCAAGGGGGAAAAGGAGGGGACGCAAGGGGGAAAAGGAGGGGACGCAAGGGGGAAAAGGAGGGUAAGCAAGGGGAGAAAGGAGGGGAAGCAGCGGGGGAAAGGAGGGGAAGCAGGGGGGGAAAGGAGGGGACGCAAGGGGGGAAAGGAGGGGACGCAAGGGGGAAAAGGAGGGGAAGCAGGAGGGGAACGGAGGGGAAGCAGGGGGGGAACGGAGGGGAAGCAAGGGGGUAAAGGAGGGGAAUCAGAGGGGGGAAAGGAGGGGAAGCAAGGGGGAAAAGGAGGGGACGCAAGGGGGAAAGGAGGGGACGCAAGGGGGGAAAGGAGGGGACGCAAGGGGGAAAAGGAGGGGACGCAAGGGGGGAAAGGAGGGGACGCAAGGGGGAAAAGGAGGGGACGCAAGGGGGGAAAGGAGGGGACGCAAGGGGGGAAAGGAGGGGAAGCAAGGGAAGGAAAGGAGGGGAAGCAAGGGGAGGAAAGGAGGGGAAGCAAGGGGAGGAAAGGAGGGGAAUCAAGGGGAGGAAAGGAGGGGAAUCAAGGGGAGGAAAGGAGGGGAAUCAAGGGGAGGAAAGGAGGGGAAUCAAGGGGAGGAAAGGAGGGGAAUCAAGGGGAAGAAAGGAGGGGAAUCAAGGGGAGGAAAGGAGGGGAAUCAAGGGGAGGAAAGGAGGGAAAUCAAGGGGAGGAAAGGAGGGGAAUCAAGGGGAGGAAAGGAGGGGAAUCAAGGGGAAGAAAGGAGGGGAAUCAAGGGGAGGAAAGGAGGGGAAUCAAGGGGAGGAAAGGAGGGGAAUCAAGGGGAAGAAAGGAGGGGAAUCAAGGGGAGGAAAGGAGGGGAAUCAAGGGGAGGAAAGGAGGGGAAUCAAGGGGAGGAAAGGACGGGAAUCAAGGGAAUCCGCGCCUCAUCCCCUUCCGCGCCUCACCCCCUUCCUCGUCGUCCCCUUCCGCGCCUCAUCCCCUUCCGCGCCUCUCCCCUCCCUCUCCCCCUCUCCCCUCCCUCUCCGCCUCUCCCCUCCCUCUCCGCCUCUCCCCUCCCUCUCCGCCUCUUCCCUCCCUCUCCGCCUCGCCUCUCCCCUCCCUCUCCGCCUCUCCCCUCCCUAUCCGCCUCUUCCCUCCCUCUCCGCCUCUCCCCUCCCUCUCCGCCUCUUCCCUCCCUCUCCGCCUCUCCCCUCCCUCUCCGCCUUCCGCCGUCCCCGUGUCGACCUGCCGCCCCCAUUCAACCUUCUCGCUGCUCGUCCGCUCAGGUUGUUUGGUAUGCACGAAAUGUUAA